AUGGUUCUCUCCCAGUGGCUCUCCCGCUUCCGCAUCGCUUCGCAAACGGCCUUCUCCACUCUCCGCAACUCCUCUUCUUCUUCUCCCUCUCCCUUCCGCAUCUUCCGAAUGCAUACCAGUUCCCUCGCCGCCUACUCAGUCGAUUCCGGCGGCGCACGGAAGCCGCCUUUCUCCUUUCUUUGGCCCGGCUCCCUGGUUCCUCUGAGUGUUGCUCUGAUCUCUGCCGGCUCUCUCGCUGCUCAGCCGCAGCCUUCCCUCUGCGAUCAUGAUUCGAAUCUCGAGAAUCAUCCUCGCAUUGGAGGCAAAGGUAGCACGGAUUUCGUGGUGAAAGGUUCGCACAAGCAGGUUCCAAAAGAGUUGCUCGACGAAUUAAAAGCUAUCUGUCAGGAUAAAAUGACCUUGGAUUUUGAUGAAAGGUACUUCCACGGGAAGCCACAGAAUAGCUUCCACAAGGCAGUAAACAUCCCCGACGUCGUUGUUUUUCCAAGGUCAGAGGAGGAAAUUUCUAGAAUUGUCAAAUCUUGUAACAAGCAUAAGAUACCUAUUGUGCCAUAUGGUGGUGCUACAUCAAUUGAGGGUCACACCUUGGCACCUCAUGGUGGUGUUUGUGUUGACUUAUCUGAUAUGAAGAAAGUUAAAGCAUUGCACGUCGAGGAUAUGGAUGUGAUUGUGGAGCCUGGGAUUGGCUGGAUGGAACUUAAUGAGUACCUUGAGCCGUAUGGUCUAUUUUUUCCUCUAGAUCCGGGUCCUGGUGCAACCAUUGGGGGAAUGUGUGCAACACGUUGCUCAGGUUCGCUGGCGGCAAGGUACGGGACUAUGAGAGACAAUGUCAUUAAUCUCAAGGUUGUUCUUGCAAAUGGAGAAGUGUUGAAGACGGCUUCACGUGCCCGGAAAAGUGCUGCUGGGUAUGACUUGACUCGUUUGAUGAUUGGAAGCGAAGGAACCCUCGGCAUUGUAACAGAGGUCACUCUUCGACUCCAGAAGAUUCCACCACAUUCAGUGGUGGCUAUGUGCAAUUUUCCAACAGUUAAGGAUGCAGCAGAUGUUGCAAUUGCAGCUAUGCUAUCUGGCAUUCAGGUAUCUAGGGUGGAGCUAUUGGACGAGGUUCAGGUGAAAGCUGUGAAUAUUGCCAACGGAAAGAACUUGCCUGAACUCCCUACUUUGAUGUUUGAAUUCACUGGCACAGAGGCAUAUGCACAUGAGCAGACUCUGAUGGUUCAGAAGAUCGUUUUGGAUCACAAUGGCUCUGAUUUUGUUUUUGCAAAAGACCCCGAGGCCAAAAAGGAACUCUGGAAGGUAAGGAAGGAAGCUCUAUGGGCUUGCUUUGCUAUGGAGCCCAAAUAUGAAGCAAUGAUUACCGAUGUAUGCGUUCCGUUAUCAAAGCUUGGAGAAUUGAUCUCCAAGUCCAAAGAGCAGUUGGAUGCAUCGGACCUUAUUUGCACGGUUAUUGCUCAUGCCGGUGAUGGAAAUUUUCACACCGUGAUUCUCUUUGACCCUAAUGUGGAAGAGCAGAGAAAGGAAGCAGAGAGACUUAACAAUAUCAUGGUUAACUCUGCCUUGUCAAUGGAAGGAACAUGCACUGGUGAACAUGGAGUUGGGACGGGGAAAAUGAAGUAUCUGGAAAAGGAACUGGGGAUCGAGAACUUGAAGACGAUGAAAAAGAUCAAAGACGCAUUAGAUCCCAACAAUAUAAUGAACCCAGGAAAACUCAUUCCACCCCAUGUUUGCUUCUGA
Messenger RNA from Linum trigynum, 1734 nucleotides. NCBI's taxonomy places the organism in Eukaryota, Viridiplantae, Streptophyta, Magnoliopsida, Malpighiales, Linaceae. The record is from the annotation of a GenBank genome assembly.